Messenger RNA from Fusarium coffeatum, 846 nucleotides. RefSeq lists its product as uncharacterized. Lineage: Eukaryota; Fungi; Ascomycota; Sordariomycetes; Hypocreales; Nectriaceae. Bases 1 to 846 code for a protein of 281 amino acids. The transcript has a single exon. The record is from RefSeq and is a predicted model, not a curated record.
AUGACCAACAUUGAGCCUCAAGCUGUACAGUCUACUCAGACUCCAGAUGGCAUCACAACCAUCUCCAUCUGUCGUCCACAUCGGAAGAAUGCAGUAGAUGGCGCAACUGCUACAAAGCUCGCCGAGGCUUUUGUAGCCUUUGAGAACGACCCGAACCAGAAGGUUUGCAUUCUUUAUGGUGCACAUGGUACCUUCUGUGCUGGCUUUGAUCUUCACGAAGUCGCCAAGUACGAUUCAGGCCAAAAGCCUGGAGAAUAUCGAGGUCCCACUGUUGACCCCAGACACACUGUUGACGGCCGAAAUAGUGGCCCUAUGGGACCUUCGAGAAUGCAGGUUAAGAAGCCUGUCAUCAGCGCAGUAGCAGGAUACGCCGUGGCUGGCGGUCUAGAGCUGUCGCUGAUAGGAGACAUACGCAUCGCUGAAGAAGAUGCUGUCUUUGGUGUAUUCUGCCGCCGAUUCGGCGUCCCGCUCAUCGACGGUGGUACAGUUCGUCUUCAAGCCAUCAUUGGCCUAGGCCGAGCUAUGGACAUGAUCCUCACAGGGAGACCCGUCAAGGCUGAUGAGGCGCUACAAUUUGGUCUUGCGAAUCGAGUUGUGCCAAAGGGUCAGGCGUUGGCAGAAGCCGAGAAACUCGCCAAGCAACUUCUGGCGUUCCCUCAAGAGUGCAUGAAUGUUGAUCGUGCUAGUUGCUACUACUCCGCAUACAGCGCGACCUCUUUCCAGGACGCGCUCAGAAACGAAUAUGAGAAAGGUGUCGAAGUGAUUAGCACGGAGAGUGUGAAGGGUGCAGUGGCUUUUAGUGCUGGAGCUGGAAGGCACGGUGUAUUCGAAACGAGCAAGUUCUGA